Molecule: messenger RNA, 579 nt
Organism: Saccharomycopsis crataegensis
Lineage: Eukaryota; Fungi; Ascomycota; Saccharomycetes; Ascoideales; Saccharomycopsidaceae
Exons: 1
Coding region: 1-579 (192 amino acids)
Source: RefSeq, a predicted model, not a curated record
AUGAAAUAUUUAUCAAUGUAUUCAGUCAUUCUACUAUGUUUUUGCUUCAAAUCAUUACAUGGUUUUCCCUUGUUAGAAACAUGUGGCUAUUUCAAAAGAGACUCGCAAGAUAUACUACUACUGGAGGGCCAAACAACUGUUUCUUCUUCUUCGAUUGUUGCUGAAAAAAUCAAGAAGAUCUCUGACGCGUCAUCAAGAUCAACUGCGACAACUUCCACUGAUAUUUCGUAUUUGCCAGAUAUUACUGGUGCAGCGUCGUCGUCAGACGUUAUUCUGGAAACAGAAAUUGAGCAGUUGAUAGAUUCAGGUGAUUUCUUUGCGCAUGGUGGCUCUUACGUUUUCCGAAACUCGUCUGGCUACUAUUUCAUUAAUGGUACAGCAUUGCUGGGAAAAUUGGAUAUUCUCGAUAAUGGUAGUAGUAGCAUUGACAUUUCGGAGCCCCUCGUUACAUCUCUAUCUCAAGAUGAAAUCGAUCAAUUAGUGAAAUCUGCUGAGGAGAAGUAUAAAACAAAGGAUGUGUUCAAUAUUCAAAGCACAGGAAUUUAUGAGGAUAUAGGGCAAUUGAAACUCAUUUUUUAG